Molecule: messenger RNA, 1814 nt
Organism: Daucus carota subsp. sativus
Lineage: Eukaryota; Viridiplantae; Streptophyta; Magnoliopsida; Apiales; Apiaceae
Exons: 3
Coding region: 182-550 (122 amino acids)
Source: RefSeq, a predicted model, not a curated record
UAUGCCCUAUUCUUUUUUUCACCGUACACUAUGCAUUUUCUUUACUUUUUUAGCUAAAUUUGCAAACAUAUGAUUGCUUUUUUUUUUUGGAUACCGAAUCCUGAAGUUGGCGCAUAUAUGUGUCGGUAUCUGAGUGUGAAAAUAUAACUUGGGCAGGACACUGCUGUAGAGAGAGCCGGAGAUGGAUCAUAGACGUAUAACAAGUGAGAAGGCGGGUGAUGGUCGUAGACAAGAUGAAGAAGUAGAAGUAACCAGAGACGAAGAAAUGGAGACCUUGAAGAAUAGAAUCAGAGGCCAUGAGUUGUUUAGGCUGUUGAUUGAGAAGCAUAUGGACUGUCUCAAGGUGAGCUUAGGAGAUGAUGAAGAUGUGGAGACAACAUUUGAAGCAGCUGAGAACACAGAAUGCAGCGCCAACUCACAGCCAUCUCCAGAUCUUGAUAAAUUAAUGGAACUUCACUGCAUGGCACUAGGCAAGUUGAAGGAAGACAUGGAGACCGAGUUGCAAGAGACCCUGUCUUUCAUUAGCGAUAUGUAUCUGGAAAUUAAUUAGCCCUAACUUCUUAAUAUUCGCUAGACAUGCAUGAUCUCCUCAUCUGAUCAGCUUCGUACUGAGAUGAGACGUUUGCUGAUAAGUGUAUUAUUUUUGCAGAAUUAACUUCGUAAUUGCAUAUCGCACCCCCUAAGUAUCGUUCAAAAACGAUAGAGUACCGAUACUUUAAGAAACUCAACUCGCACCCCUUAUCUUUACUUCUCAAAACCGAUAUGCACCCCCUGCCGUUAACUUCCGUUAACUCAGUGCACUCCGUUAAGUCAGUAUAUAUAUAUGAGGUAAUUGCAUAUCGCACCCCCUAAGUAUCGUUCAAAAACGAUAUUGUACCCAUACUUUGAGAAACUCAACUCGCACCCCCUAUCUUUACAUUUCACGAACGAUAUGCACCCCCUCCGUUAAAUUCCAUUAAAUUCCGUUAACUUCCGUUAAAAUACUCCUUUCGUCUCAAUUUACAUGUCCUUUUUGCUUUUCGCGGGGUCAAAUUGACUAAUUUUUGACCGACUAUUAGAAAAUAUUUAUUUAUUAUUUUAGGAAAUAGAAAGUUACAUAUUAAAAUAGACUAGAUUUACUUUUUUUGAUUAUUUUUUUUAAAAAAAUUUGUUUAAUUAAGCUAUCCCCAAGUCAAAAUGAUUUUACAUAUCAAAUUUUUGUUGGAUAAAAGUGUAUAUUUUAUAAAAAUAUCACAUAAUAUUUAUUUUUUAUAUUUAAAAUAGUUUAUAUUUUAAGUACUUAAUACACAUACCACUAAAAAUUUAAAAUAAUUUGAUAUGUAAAAUCAUUUUGACUUAGGGAUAUCUUAAUUAAAUAAAAAAUAAAAAAAAUAUCACCAAGAAGUGAAUGUAGUCUAUAUUAAUAUGUAACUUUCUAUUUCCUAAAAUAAUAAAUAAAUAUUUUCUAAUAGUUGGUUAAAAAUUAGCCAAUUUGACUUCUCGAAAAGCAAAAAGGACAUGUAAAUUGAUACGGAUGAAGUAUUUUAACGGAAGUUAGCAGAGGGGGGUGCGUAUCGUUCUUUAAAUGUAAAAAUAGGUGGUGCGAUUUGAGUUUCCAAAAGUAUGGGCACAAUAUCGUUUUUGAACGUAAGUUAGGGGGUCCGAUUUGCAAUUACUUGUAUAGUGACUUAACGGAGUUAACGGCGUUAACGGCAGAGGGGUGCAUCUCGGGUUUGAACUGUAAAGAUAAGGGGUGCGAGUUGAGUUUCUCAAAGUAUGGGUACAAUAUCGUUUUUGAACGAUAGUUAGGGGGUGCGAUAUGCAAUUACCUCUAU